CUCCUCAUUCUAUUGCUACUCCACCUUCACUCCUUCAGUCCUCCACAAUACCUAGUUCGAAUUCCUCCAUCUUCUCCUAGUCCAAACCCGUCUUCUUGAGCAUUACUGAAAUUCGAUAAAAGUCCUGCGAACUUGAGAUCAAUGGCUAGAGGGAGACCUAGAGGGAGACCAAGAGGGAGACCAAGAGGAAAGGGACAACCUUCUGGGAGGAGGGAACUACAGAUUGAUGCAUUAGAUUCUUGCACUAUGGAAGAAGUUGAGUACACUUCAUCAUCUGAUUCCAUAUCUUUUCAAAACGGACCACAGCACAGAAGGCAUGGUGAACCUAGGGAUGUGCUGCAGGAUGAGAUUGGAAGCGGUUCUAAUCCCCUAACUCCAAGGAGUGAUGCCCCUUCUGGUGAACGAAAACGGGGUCGUGGUCCAUCCAGAUGUAUGACAUUGGAGAAUAAAGUGAAACAGUGGGGGAAGAUAAGGAUUGUAUUUUCCCCUGGUGAAAAAAUUCCAAUGGAAAACGAUGGUGACUUUAGUAGAGGAGUUGGUUUUCUGGUGAAGACAGGAGCUCGUCUUACUGGUGUACGCAAAUGGAAAGACAUUCCUGAUGUAGAGAAAGAACUCCUCUUUUCUAGACUAGAUGAAUAUUUCUUUAUUGAGGAUCAAGGUGACCCACAUGUCAAAGCUUGUAUUAAUGACACUUUCCAGACACAAUAUAGGCGUUGGAGAAGCAGACUGCACACCAUCUACAAAGACAUGGUGGCGUCUGGUCAAAAUCCGAGGGAGAGAAGUCCUCGGAUAGAAGUUCCUUUAAAUGAGUGGCUUGGGGUGUGCGAUUUAAUUGAAGACGAGGAGUUUCAGAAACUCUCCAAGAUAAACUCUGCAAAUCGGUCAUGUGUACCUUUCAGCAGCAAUGCAGGAUCAAGACCCCUUUCUCGUCAAAGGAAGACGCCAAUUCCGAAGAAGAUUGAGAUGCAGGCAGGUAAACAUAAGGAUAAGGGAGGAGAAUUUGUGAAUGAAGAAGCUCAAUUAACACAUGAUCGAAUGGUCCAAAUGGAGGAACAAUACGAGGAAGGAUGCAUAAACCCCAACUCCCAAGAUAAAAUUAUAGAAAAUGUACUUGGGCAGAUCGGUGGUUAUGCGACUGAAAUGGGACAUGGAGUAAUGCCACCCCAAGAAGAUGCCACUUCAGAGUCAAACUCGCAACUCAGGAGCAUGAAGGACCUGUUGGCCAAAACUGAGUUUGAGCUUCGAUCUACCAAGAAUGAGCUCCGAAGUGUCAAGGAAGAGAUCCAAACUACCAAGGAUGAACUCCAAACAACCAAGGGAGAGCUCCAAACGACCAAGGAUGAACUCCAAAGAACAAAAGAUGAGGUUGUGAGCGUAAAAGAUGAGUUGCAUUUUAGUAAGGAACAAAUCGGUAACCUUACCGUGAAUGUUCAAGAAAUUCGACACUGGUUCAUGAAUAUGCAAUCUAUUUGGCCUCGACUACGUCAUUGAUUGUGAGGGGUUUGAGCUUGAAUGUUGAGUGCAGAAUCAAAGAUUCUAAGAGAGCUGGAUAAUGAAGGGAUGAUGGAUUCGUUUCUAUUUCAUGUAACAUGAUUUUUCAUCUCAUUUCUUUCUUUUAUUAUUUUGAACAAUGAGCUCAUUACCCGUUUAGUUUGGAGGAAAAAAGAUAUUUUCUUGACAAUUCUUUGAAUGGUUAUACUCUCCCAUUGAAUGUU
Messenger RNA from Ipomoea nil (Japanese morning glory), 1715 nucleotides. RefSeq lists its product as uncharacterized. NCBI's taxonomy places the organism in Eukaryota, Viridiplantae, Streptophyta, Magnoliopsida, Solanales, Convolvulaceae. The record is from RefSeq and is a predicted model, not a curated record. The coding region runs from base 142 to 1491 and encodes 449 amino acids. The transcript has 9 exons.